Candidozyma duobushaemuli is the source of this 819-nucleotide messenger RNA. RefSeq lists its product as uncharacterized. The transcript has a single exon. NCBI's taxonomy places the organism in Eukaryota, Fungi, Ascomycota, Pichiomycetes, Serinales, Metschnikowiaceae. Bases 1 to 819 code for a protein of 272 amino acids. The record is from RefSeq and is a predicted model, not a curated record.
AUGUUCGUUAUAGCCGCUAGCUUGUUGGUUCUCAAUGCCAUCUCAAUUGCAGUCGUCUUUGGCAAACUCCCACUUCCAACCUCCUACAUCUAUCCAACGGACCCUAACUUAGACUGGAUGGAUGUGAUCAAUCGGUUCAUCCAAAUGCUCGAGACCUGGGAAAACGGCUCUACAGAAGGGGUCUACUCAUACCUUCCUCAGAAUCUACCUGUUGGAAAUGUGUGCUACUCGUUCUACCCGUGGGGAAUGAAAAAGUACGAUAAACAUCUGAAAGAAGAGGUAAUCUACAAAGACUACGGCCACCGUAUAAUGCCCGUUCUAGUACGAGAUGUGAUAUCACAAUUUCCUCAAGCUAAGAAAACCGACAGCGUCCAUACUUGGGAAAUGGUGGCUCAAAACACCAUAAAUCUGACAAAAAGAAGUAUCAGAAAUAUGUCACAUUUCGACAGGGAGAGAUACUCCGAAAUGGAUCGGGAAAAUGCCCAGAGACUCCUUCGUAUUCAGUACUGCUCUACUGACACAGCAGCACGACACAAGCAAUUCUUUUACUACCACUAUGCAAUUGCUUUCCUUGGAUACUUUUUGAGCUUUUUCAUACAGUCAGGUGGCUGGCAAGCCGUCUUGUGGAUAGCACAUAAUAUAACCGCUAUCAUGGUAUUUUUCCGGAUUCACGACGAUAUGGAGGGUUAUUACACGAUUUUGCAGAAUAACGACAUAGCAUGUACUUACGGGCCUUUCUUCUGGCUCCAUCUUGUUCUUAUGUUUUGGGGCUGGAUCUGGUUGUAUAUUUCCUUUUUUUUGUUGAGUGUGGCCAAGUAA